AUGGUGAGCCCAGAGAGUGUUGGGACGGAGUGCACCUGGCCACCCUGGAACGAGGUGUCUUGUGCCGGAGUCUGCAGGGUUGGUGCUGGGACCGAACGCUCAGGAGUACGGAGUUCAGCACUUUUUGGUUCCUUGUGCCUUUCCGAGGACUUAGAGGACUCCUUGCGUGACUUCUUUUUGGCCGGCUCAGAGGAGACGGGCUCCGUCGGCUUGACCUUCUUGGCAGCCUUUUUAGUAUGCUUAGGCUUAUGGGAUGUAACGGAGGUCUCCAGGUCGGUCCCGACCUUGGAGGCGGAGCCAGAGAUCGAAGUCGAAGCCGUCAAGCCCUCGGUCCCCGACAGUUUGCAGGGGCUCUUUGAGGGCUUGGUGGUGCAGUACUUUCUCUUCCUUCCAGGCAGUGAUGGCCAGCUCAAUGAGUAUGAAGAAGAAACAUGCCAAGCAUCAGUGCCAAGAGACCCGUGCACACAGUUAAAUGAGAAAGGAAGGAAAACUGAUACUGAAGAGGAGUGGCGGACCACACAACCUUAUCAGAAAGGGAAAAGUUUUAUUCAGAAGACAAAUCUCACUCAUCAUAAAACAACUCACACAAGAGAGAAAUCAUUUAAAUGCCUGGAGUGUGGAAAAGGUUUUAUUUCUAAAACGCACUUCACUCGACAUCAGGCAACUCACAGUGGAGAAAAGUCAUUCAAAUGUUUCGAGUGUGGAAACGGUUUCACUCAGAAGACCGACCUCAUCUAUCAUCAAGUAACUCACACAGGAGAGAAGCCUUUUAAAUGCCAGGAGUGUGGAAAAGGUUUUACUCGAAAAACACACCUUAUGCGUCAUCAAGCAACUCACACAGGAGAGAAGCCAUUUAAAUGUCUGGAAUGUGGGAAAGCUUUUGUUCAUAAGACAAGCCUCACUGAACAUCAAGUAACUCACACAGAGGAAAAGCCAUUUAAAUGUCUGCAGUGUGGAAAAUGUUAUAAGCGAAAGAAAUGUCUCAGCUAUCAUCAAGCAACUCACACAAGAGAGAAACCAUUUAAAUGCCUGGAGUGUGGGAAAGGUUUUAUUCGAAAAACACACCUUAUGCGUCAUCAAGCAAUUCACACAGGA
Messenger RNA from Sceloporus undulatus (fence lizard), 1095 nucleotides. RefSeq names its product gastrula zinc finger protein XlCGF8.2DB-like. Gene Ontology annotation, molecular function: DNA-binding transcription factor activity; RNA polymerase II cis-regulatory region sequence-specific DNA binding. The record is from RefSeq and is a predicted model, not a curated record. The annotation marks the transcript as partial. The transcript is spliced from 3 exons. Gene Ontology annotation, biological process: regulation of transcription by RNA polymerase II. NCBI's taxonomy places the organism in Eukaryota, Metazoa, Chordata, Lepidosauria, Squamata, Phrynosomatidae.